Linum trigynum is the source of this 3522-nucleotide messenger RNA. The record is from the annotation of a GenBank genome assembly. NCBI's taxonomy places the organism in Eukaryota, Viridiplantae, Streptophyta, Magnoliopsida, Malpighiales, Linaceae.
CUUGAAUUGACUGAUCUUUCACACAUUAUACUAUACUCUAACCCAUAAAGAUCAAAAUAUAGGUCUUAAUUCUCUAAAUCUUAUACCCCAAGAUCAAUUUAAUUAGAAACAAUAAUCGACGGUUAUGAUUUGUCCAAAUAUAGGCAAAAAAAAAGUAAUGCACCAUCUUAGGGUUUAUAGUUUAUGAUUUAGAUAAUUAGGACCUAUGGUUCACUCAUUAAGGGUUAGGGUAUAGUAUCAUGCCCAAAAAUCAUGCUAAUUCGAGGUCUAGAUAGUGUUUUCAUACUCAAGGUAUGCGGUACCCCGGAUUUCAGCCGGGGUACCGUAGAAGGCACCAUAUAUAUACGGUGACGUUUUCAGUGCACUCACUUUUUUGGGUGCAUUCAAUGCACCUGCCUCAUAAUUAUCAUUCCGAGCAUGCGAUUCAUGUCAAAACGAUAUCGAUUGUCGCUUAUGAUAUUAUGAACAAGAAACACAUGAAUUUUUGCAAAAAUUAUUUUGGAUUUACUUUAAUUUUAAGGAUUUAGGAUUUAGCGAUUUAGGGUUAGGGUUUAGGUUUACAAAUUGGGAUUUUGGUUUGGGAUUCAAAAUUGAAGGUUAAUGGGUUAGGGUAAUGGAUUGAUUAGUUGUGAUUCUAUGUUAUAUCUUCAUAUUAUACUAAUGCUACCAAUUAAAGUUCAAAAUCGAUGUAUUAUGACCUCUUUUAGAGUUGUGCACCCAAAAAAGUGAGUGCACCGAAGUAGCCACCAUAUAUAUAUAUAUAUUGCAGGGAGAUUACUAUAUUGUUGCUGGUCAUAUAUACAUCUUAGAGUCAUUUGGCCGGUCACCCCAUACACAAUACAUUGUCCAACUGAAUAUUAGUGACAACUUCCCAUCAUGUCAUAUAUAUUUAAAAUUUUGCAACUUCAUAUCCAUUACUCGCGUUGUUAUCAACAAGGAUGCUCUUUACUCGGAAAAUCACUUCAAUUAACAUAUUGAAUUCUAUUAGAGACCAGUAAUUUUCUUUCAUUCUUAAGUGCAACUACGUAGGUAUUAUGAAAAGCACCUCUAAUAUUCAAUUCUAUGAUCUACUUAAAUAUUGAUUUAUAUAUAUUCAUCUUUUUAUUGAAUAAUUAUAUUUAUUUCUUAAAUCAUAUUUCUCCUCUUUUAUUAUAUUCUAAUCACAUUAUGCAUACAUAGACAUACAUGCAUUUCCGAACAUCUAUCAUAUCCAUCAUUAUAUAUAAUUAUAAAAUAUAUGCUCUUCCGGCCAAAAGGCCGGGACCCGGUGCUAGUUCUUUAACACAUGAAAGCUGGGUGCACUUUUUCACCCAAAUUUGCUACUACUGUUUCAUUCCUUGGCGAUUGGAGGGGCUUCCUCAACUGACUUCCUUCUCCAACCUCAGUACCUCACUCUUUCCAUACCUACGGACUACGGUUUCCUGCCUUCUAUUUAGGCUUGCCCUACAAUUCGCAGUUGCCGUCCAUAUCUCGCUACAGUGGACUGACUGUACCACUCUCUUGCUGCUUUCCCCCCAAAUCAGUAUUGAAAGAGUAGUCUUCCAAUCAUGUCUGUCUUCUCACCGGUCCAUUCUGCUUUUCCAUAUUUUCCGCUGUCUCCACAGCGGCCCGAACACGCCAUCGCCCAUCAAUCCAGCAGGCCACGCUUUCGUUUGCUCAAUUCCGAAAGGACUGAAAUCUUAUGCCUAACCCCACCCAGUCACUUUCCUCCUCUUCAGCUCUUUUCUUACUCUGUUCCCAUUCUCCCCCAAGAGCUUCGGCAAGACCUCUCAUCGGCUGUUGCCUCUCCUCAUGCCUCCAUGCAGCUCUUUUCAUCUUCUCUCUGCCCCCAGUGACCUUUGUUCAUAGCAUCAAAGCGGGAGACCGGACCACAACUGACAGCUUUCUGGAUCUCUGUCACUCUCUCCCUCACCGACAGUGGCAGAACCAAAGGCGGUGGACAGAACCGCUGAGCAUGCCCGUGGCAAUGAAUAUGAUGCUCGGGCCCUAGCUAUGGGGAGGAACGACGGAAACCGACCGUGGUGGUGAUGGAGCAGCAGGAAGCCGAAGCGGGAGUUGGUGGAAGCGCCGAUGUUCAAGCUGGAAGACGGAAGAAGCCCGGCGGCGGCCGAGGAGGGGAGAAAGACUAGAAAGUAAAAUAAAAAAUCCACCGAGAAGUAGCCAGUUGAUUGCCGCCAAAGAAUAGAAAUUUACCUUCUCAUUUAACUCCAAUAUUUUGUUCUCUGCUGCAAUAUGGCGGCUCUCCAAUGGGGAUUCAGUUUUUUGGUUGUUCAUCUACCCGAGGGCCGAGGUUUUGUUCAUUGAUAUUUUCCCUUUUCUAUUGAUUCCCUCCAAGAUGGAUACACAUGAGCUGGAAUUGGCGCUUAAGAAAAAACCAUUCCUCCGUAGAAAAUCCGGUUCCGAGACAAGUACAGGCCAAACUUCCACGAAAUCAACACCAACUCUCAGCCCUCAUUCGGUAAGUGAAAAUCCCACCUUUACCUUUCUCCUUUGUGUAACUACCCAUGGAUUGGAAAGGACUCCAGCGAGAGAAGAUGUUGACUGGACCAACUGAACUACACAAUCAAGACCAGAAGCUGAUUUACGAAGACAAAAAAGGGAUUUCAAGGCGUUCAUCAAUGUAACAGAAGCUUCGGUCUGCUGGGAUGAGAAGGAUUUGGAGUAUCUUCAUGUAGCAUUCCUUUAGUCAUGCUUAACUCUAUUCUCGGCAAAGAAUAUUAUGAAAAUUUUGUCAUUUAUUUACUCUCUGAGUUCCUCUUUCAGUUUGUUCGGCUUCAACUCUGAAGUGUAUUAAUCUAUCAAUAGCUUCGAUAAGCAAGUAACUAAGUAAGUUGUCCUUCUGCAGUCAUAAGUAAUAAUGCCAGUGAUCUUUGUAAACAUAGAUCAUAAUAGCAUGGAUCUUAGAAUUAGAUGAUUUCACGAAUCGAUAAUAGAUCGAGAAAACCUACCUCGAUCCAUGACGAGAGCGGCGGCGGCGCUGGAGUAGUAAUCACCGGAAUUGAGUUUCUCCCUCUUGACCCCUUUAGGUUUUAGGUUUAGAGAUUUCUGUGAUGGCUAAGAAAUUCUACGUAAUGGGUUGAGAGAGGACCAAUCCUAGAGCUUCUUUAUAUAGACCCACCAUCAGGGCAUAUUAGGAAUUUACCUUUCAUUAACCUAAUCAAUAUAGGAUUUACCUUAUAUAUUAAAUCAUUAAGUGAUAAUUACACUUGGGGCACAAUUAUUCCCUAGUUACCUACGGGAAUUGGGCUUACAUUCUCCCACUUGGUCCAUGUGUCAUUAUAUAUCACAAGAUCUAAUAAUAAACAUGAGUGUGCACAUCAUAAGAUAAAUCCAUAAUAUUUGGUUCACCAUAAAGUCAUAAUCAAGUAUGAAAGCUAGAUUAGGAUCAUGGCGGUUCUGUAUCAAUUUAUCGACAUAGUCCCUUCCAUGUACCACUAAACCAGUCUCAUGCUCAAUUUGACACAUAACAAGGUAGUCAUAAUGGUCCAACAAUACUGUCUUCACUAAAGACAAAAUCUUGUU